Molecule: messenger RNA, 1577 nt
Organism: Arvicanthis niloticus (Nile rat)
Lineage: Eukaryota; Metazoa; Chordata; Mammalia; Rodentia; Muridae
Gene: Rs1
Product: retinoschisin 1
Cellular component (GO): plasma membrane
Molecular function (GO): signaling receptor activity
Source: RefSeq, a predicted model, not a curated record
CUCCUGCUCCUAGACCAGCUCUCCACUUCACUUAGGUCGUGCUGUGACCAAGGACAAGGAGAAAAUGCCACGAAAGAUUGAAGGUUUCUUCUUAUUACUUCUCUUUGGCUAUGAAGCCACACUGGGAUUGUCAUCGACAGAGGAUGAGGGUGAGGACCCCUGGUACCAGAAAGCAUGCAAGUGUGAUUGCCAGGGAGGAGCCAAUGCUCUGUGGUCUGCUGGAGCUACCUCCUUAGACUGUAUUCCAGAAUGCCCAUAUCACAAGCCCCUGGGUUUUGAGUCAGGGGAGGUCACACCAGAUCAGAUCACUUGCUCCAACCCAGAGCAGUAUGUGGGCUGGUAUUCCUCAUGGACGGCGAACAAGGCCCGGCUCAACAGUCAAGGUUUUGGGUGUGCUUGGCUUUCCAAGUAUCAGGACAGCAGCCAGUGGUUACAGAUAGAUUUGAAGGAGAUCAAGGUGAUUUCGGGGAUCCUUACCCAAGGACGCUGUGACAUAGAUGAGUGGAUGACCAAGUACAGUGUGCAAUAUAGGACUGAUGAACGCCUGAAUUGGAUUUACUAUAAGGAUCAGACUGGAAACAAUCGGGUCUUCUAUGGAAACUCAGACCGGAGUUCUACAGUCCAGAACUUACUGAGGCCCCCCAUCAUUUCCCGCUUCAUCCGACUGAUCCCUCUAGGCUGGCAUGUCCGAAUUGCCAUCCGGAUGGAGCUGCUUGAGUGUGCCAGCAAGUGUGCCUGAUGCCUAUUUCAGUUCAGGCCUGCCACUUGCAGAGAGAGCUUUGUGGGAGGGGCACCUCCCUGAAAUACCACUGUGAUGAAUGGGGCUAUAUUUUAUAAACACUUUACACGUAGAUCUGGGCAGAGAAUAUUUUACUUUUUAAAAGAUAGUUUCAAAUUUCAAUAUGAGAGAGAGAGAGAGAGAGAGAGAGAGAGAGAGAGAGAGAGAGAGAGAGAGAGAGAGAAAUAGCACUCAGGGCCAAAGAAAAUAAGAACAAAGAAAAUAUCUCUCAAACCAAUUUUCUUACACAAACCCAAAUAGCAGGGGUAAUUUGCUGCUCUGGUUUCCCAUCUUUUUCUCUUUGUCUCAGUGUCACUGUCUAAGGUGCAAACCCAGGGGAACACAAAGCAGCUCUGAUGAUUUGAAAAUUCUUUUUGGCUCCUUAGCACAUUCAGAAGAGGAACAUACUAUUUUGCAAAGUUUCAUAUGAACACUUUCAUGAAAUACUCACUAGAGAGGCCUGGAAACAAAUACAUAGGCAUGAAGAAAGCAGAGAGAAGCCUGUCAUAUGGUCCCAGAGUCUGUAAACAGUAACCAACCAACCAACCAAGCAACUAACCAACUAACCACCAGUCAAGGCUUCCCCUUCCUGAAAUUGCUUUUGCCUUGAAGGGGUUUGGGCUUUUAGCCAUAGGACUGAGGAAAUGAGGGCCGGUUGGAGCUCCUUUUGCAGAAACUCCAUUCUGCAGCCCUUUUGGCAAUGUGUCCUUCUGUGGUUGCCAGAUGAAUUCAAGGGGCAGGCUACAUGUGUGUGGAUAGUGAGGGUUCCCUUAUACUGAGGAAGUCCAAAUGACUAGAA